CAAACGAGGUAUAAACAGAUAUUAAAGAUUUGAAUCUUCUCUAGCUCAUCAAGAAUAUUUUCUAAACUAUUUUGUUUGUGAUCAAGAAUUUUAUUUAAAGAAAGAUGUGGAUUUUUGGAUUAAGUGGGAAAUCUGGGUUUUCAGCUCGUUCUACUGCAGAGCAGGUCACGAAAGGUGUUGAUGGAACUGGGCUUGUAGCAAUUGUUACAGGAGCGACAAAUGGUAUUGGAUUAGAGACGACGCGUGUUCUUGCCUUGAGGGGCGUCCAUGUCAUCAUGGGAGUGAGGAACGUUAAAGCUGGUGAGAAAGUUAAAGGAGAAAUUCUCCAGAAACAUCCGGGUUCCAAAAUUGAUGUCAUGGAGAUAGAUCUCAACUCACAAGCAUCCAUAAGAAAAUUCGCUGCUGACUUCAUAGCCACCGGUCUCCCCCUGAACAUACUCAUAAACAAUGCGGGGAUUAUGGCACCUCCAUUCACACUCUCCAAAGAUAACAUUGAACAACAAUUUGCUGUUAAUCAUUUGGGUCCAUUUCUUUUGACAAAUCUUUUGUUGGACACAAUGAAGAAAACAGCAAACGAGUGUGGUAAAGAAGGAAGGAUUGUUAACGUAGCAUCAGAGCUUCACCGGUAUGGGUACAAAGAAGGGAUUCGUUUUGACAAAAUCAAUGACAAAGCCAGUUACAAUCCCAAUAGUGCAUAUGGACAGUCCAAGCUCUGCAACAUAUUACACUGUGUUGAGCUCACGAGGCGCCUAAAGGAGGAAGGAGCAAAUGUUACCGCAAAUUCACUUCAUCCUGGAGUUAUUGCCACUAAUAUUGCACAAAACAGCAGCCUUCUUGGCUGUAUAUUCGGCUGUGCACAAAUCUUUUUGAAAAACGUUCCCCAGGGCGCUGCAACCACCUGCUUUUUAGCAUUGAGUCCGAAAGUAAAUGGUGUAAGUGGCGAAUAUUUCAUGGACAGCAACAAAGCUAAAGCUAGCUCGAUGGCCAGAGAUCCAGAACUCGCGAAGAAACUAUGGGACUUCAGCUUGACCUUCACAGAGAACAAAUAAUCUUUUACUCUGUUGUGUGCAAAGAUGUCCUAUACCUACUAGUGAAACUUUUAAGAUUUUUUUGUUCCUGGUGUGCAUUUGUAGUUCUGAUGUAUGGUAGCCUUGUUUUUGAGAGAUGUGUUGUUACUUGUUACAUCUAAUAUGUAAUUUAGAACAAGUUAAAUUUAUUUUAUGGUGAGUUUGGAAAUGAAGUGAAUUAUUUUAUGUGUA
Molecule: messenger RNA, 1259 nt
Organism: Daucus carota subsp. sativus
Lineage: Eukaryota; Viridiplantae; Streptophyta; Magnoliopsida; Apiales; Apiaceae
Product: short-chain dehydrogenase TIC 32, chloroplastic
Exons: 6
Coding region: 105-1049 (314 amino acids)
Source: RefSeq, a predicted model, not a curated record